Ogataea parapolymorpha DL-1 is the source of this 795-nucleotide messenger RNA. RefSeq names its product GTP-binding protein. Gene Ontology annotation, cellular component: plasma membrane. The record is from RefSeq and is a predicted model, not a curated record. The coding region runs from base 1 to 795 and encodes 264 amino acids. The transcript has 2 exons. Gene Ontology annotation, molecular function: GDP binding; GTPase activity; GTP binding. Gene Ontology annotation, biological process: signal transduction. NCBI's taxonomy places the organism in Eukaryota, Fungi, Ascomycota, Pichiomycetes, Pichiales, Pichiaceae.
AUGACACCAGCAUCCAAAGAAUACAGGCUUGUUGUUGUCGGCCCACCAGUUGUGGGAAAGUCUGCAUUGACGAUAAGACUGACCCAAUCGGAGUUUGCAAACGAAUAUGACCCUACAAUUGAGGAUUCCUACAGACAUUACUGCGAAAUCAACGGAGUUCCUUCUUCUCUGGAUAUUUUGGACACUGCAGGGCAGGAGGAGUACUCUUCCAUGAGAGACCUGUAUAUGAAAACGGGCGAAGGGUUUCUUUUGGUGUUUAGUUUGACGGACCGCAAGACUUUUGAAGAAAUCAGCUCGUUUUACAACCAAAUAAUGAGAGUCAAGGGCGAACAGGUCGCAUUUCCUCCCUUGAUUCUGGUAGGAAACAAAUCCGACCUGGUGGACGAAAGACAGGUGUCGAAGGACGAAGCAGUCACGCUUGCAUCGAGAAUGGGCUGUGCUUACAUUGAGACUUCGGCCAAGACAGGCUUAAACGUGACAGAAGCAUUCCAUAAUUUGGUCAAAAUUAUCAUAAAUAAUGGCUACAAACACGCUGGCCUGGUGGGCACCACAUUCCCCGACCCUUCGGAGGAAGCCAAAGAAAGACAGAAACAGACCACAGGUAAUAAAAAAGGCAAGAAAGAGGCUCGCUCGACGACUUCUGAAAACCCUGCCACAGGCACGGGAACUGGAGUCAAUGGGUCCACCGUCCAGGCUGCCGGAGCUAAUGACUCUUCUCAUGUCUCCGGUGCUGGCACUGGUGGUGAAUCGAAGCACAAAAAGGACGGUUCUGGGGGCUGCUGUAUUAUCAUGUGA